GGUUGCGAUAGUAUAAACUCACUAGGUAUCCUUUCAAGUCAUUCUCGACAGACGAUUGAUCCAUCCAGUAAGUCAAACUUCAUCCCUCACGCUUAUCAAUCGCUACGCCAAUCUAUAUCAGCGCCAUGAUAACGCCAUACUUACUAAGACGAGAGUCUUAAUAACCUGCAAUAUCCGCGUCAAUCCGUCUGUCAUUAUUAAUUGCAUUGCGACUUGCAGAUACCAGCAUACUACUGGCACACGUCGACUAAGACAUACAGUGGAAUUUGGACAGAAUACGGAGCUGUCGGAUCCCUUCUCUGCCAACACAUAUAUAGACCACCGCGUGUCCACUAGGCAUGAUGCGCGAUAAGGGCGAUCCAUUGUCCAACGAGAAAGGACACCUUUUUCAGUCCUUCAGUCUUGAAGAGCAGGCUGUCGCGCAACCCCUUCCAGCAAAACUCACUAUCGGCCAAAAAAUGGAACGCGCUCUUUAUUUUAUCUUCCUAGCAUUCUUCCUGGUGAUGACCGCACAUAGCCUCCGGUCGGACCCCCUAGGGAUAGGAAUCUCAAGACAUCAUAAGCUCUUAACCCUGGAACAAAGAGUAGACAAUAUCCUCCAGAAAACCCCAUUGAUUGAUGGCCAUGAUGAUCUUCCGUUUCUCAUCCGCUUGAAAUAUGGGAACCAUAUCUAUCAGGACAAUUUCACUACAAAAUUUGUUCAUGGCGACUUCCCCGGGCACGUUGACCUGCCUCGUCUUUCCAAGGGCAAAGUUGGUGGCACAUUCUGGAGCGUGUUUGUGGAGUGCCCCAAAGACUGGCAGGACUUUUCUGAUGCCACUUACGCUCUAAGUGUGCGUCAGACAAUGGAACAGGUAGACUUGUGGCUCCGCCUGCAGCAAGCCUAUCCGGACACCUUCUCCACGCCUCCAAAUGGUACCACAGCUCUUCAGCCCUUCCUGGACGGGAAGAUCAUCUCACCAAUGGGUAUGGAGGGCCUCCAUUCUAUCGGAAAUUCACUUGCCCAUCUGCGUCAUUUCUACGCGCAGGGUGUAUCGUAUGCAACGCUGACCCAUAAUUGCCACAACCGUUACGCUGAUGCUGCCGUCACCGAGCUCCCAGACGGCAGCGUGAAGAAGGCCGACCCCCUUUGGCACGGUAUCAGUGAGGCUGGAAAGGCUUUAGUUUCUGAGAUGAAUCGGCUCGGUAUGAUUGUUGAUUUGUCCCAUGUAAGCGCUGAGACCAUGCGAGACGUCCUGGGCGCAGGCAAGGACGACUGGGCGGGCAGUAGUGCGCCGGUCAUCUUCAGUCACAGCUCCGCAUAUGCCGUCUGCCCUCAUCCACGUAAUGUUCCCGACGAUGUGUUGAAGUUGGUCAAAUCACGGAAUUCCUUAGUGAUGGUCAACAUUGCCCCGGGCUUCAUCUCGUGCAAGGCUGGUGAUAGCCCGAACGGGCUCCCUGACUUCGUCCCCGAAAAUUCUACCUUAGAGCAUGUUGCCGACCACAUCAUGCAUAUCGGGCAUCUCAUCGGGUUUGACCAUGUCGGGUUUGGAAGCGACUUUGACGGCAUCGUUUCCGUUCCUCGCGGCCUGGACGACGUCUCCAAAUUUCCAGACCUUAUUGCCGAACUCCUCAGAAGGGGUGUCAGUGAUGAGGAUGCGGGCAAGGUCGUGGGAGGCAACCUGCUGCGCGUUUGGAAAGACGUAGACCGCAUUGCUCUUGACAAGCAAGCUAACGGAGCUCUGCCUCUUGAGGAUGAUCUUCCUGAGGUUUAAAUGUGGUCGUCCUAAAGCAUAGUCCAAUCUCUCUAUCCACGGAUACCUGUUCUUUACCACAAUGGAUAUGCCACGUAUUGUACCGAAUUCCUGACUGCUACGUUGACUAGAUUUAGCGGGACAUUAGCACCUGUAGUUUAGUCUGCUUUUUAGAGAGAUGUCGACAGGCUACGAUGAUUGUCUUUGGGUUGCACUCUCUGGC
Messenger RNA from Aspergillus pseudotamarii, 1956 nucleotides. Its product is annotated as putative dipeptidase. Lineage: Eukaryota; Fungi; Ascomycota; Eurotiomycetes; Eurotiales; Aspergillaceae. The coding region runs from base 339 to 1754 and encodes 471 amino acids. Gene Ontology annotation, molecular function: metallodipeptidase activity. The record is from RefSeq and is a predicted model, not a curated record. The transcript has 3 exons. Gene Ontology annotation, biological process: proteolysis.